UAGGAAACUUCCCAACACCCACACCCACACGCACCCCGCGUUUCAAAAAUCAAAAUUCAUCUUCCCAAUUCCCUUUUUAUCUUUUUCCAUUACCUCCAUAUAUUUCAAUUUUCACAUCAUACACAUUUCUAUUUCUCUCUCUCUCAAAAAAAAAAAAAAAAAAAAAAACUCUACUACUAUAUAUACUUAGCUAGGGUUUUGUUUUCUUCAAUGGGGCAACAAUCGUUGAUCUACAGUUUUGUUGCUCGUGGUACUGUAAUUCUGGCUGAAUACACUGAAUUCACCGGUAAUUUUACAAGUAUUGCUUCACAAUGUCUCCAGAAACUUCCUGCUUCAAAUAACAAGUUCACUUAUAACUGUGAUGGACAUACUUUUAACUAUCUCGUUGAACAAGGCUUCACAUAUUGUGUUGUUGCUGUGGAAUCUGUUGGAAGACAGAUCCCAAUUGCAUUUUUAGAGAGAACCAAGGAGGAAUUUACCAAGAAAUAUGGAGGAGGCAAGGCUGCUACAGCUGUUGCUCAAAGCUUAAACAGGGAGUUCGGGCCCAAACUGAAGGAGCAGAUGCAGUACUGUGUAGAUCAUCCAGAGGAAAUCAGUAAGCUUGUGAAGGUGAAGGCUCAGGUUUCAGAAGUUAAGGGUGUGAUGAUGGAAAACAUUGAAAAGGUUCUUGAUCGUGGGGAGAAGAUUGAACUUUUGGUGGAUAAGACUGAGAAUCUUCGCUCCCAGGCACAAGAUUUCAGGACGCAAGGAACAACAAUGAGGAGGAAGAUGUGGUUGCAGAACAUGAAGAUCAAGCUUAUAGUCUUGGGGAUUAUUAUUGCCUUGAUUCUGAUCAUAGUUUUGUCAGUAUGUGGUGGUUUCAAAUGUCACUAGUGCAGUUCCACAUCCUUAGUAUACUGGAUGUUGAUUGAAAAUUGUGACACUUAAAUCUUUGUAGCAUUGGCUUGUCAGUUCAUUAUAAUUCUUUCUUCUUUUGUUUUAAUAUCUUUUGCUCCAUGCUCUGUAUCAUGGGACACUGCUUGUAUAGCUUGUAAUGCUGAAUUCUUUAGUAUACUAUCGGAAGAGUUCCCCUCCUA
Messenger RNA from Lycium ferocissimum, 1076 nucleotides. RefSeq names its product vesicle-associated membrane protein 722. Gene Ontology annotation, cellular component: membrane. The record is from RefSeq and is a predicted model, not a curated record. Gene Ontology annotation, biological process: vesicle-mediated transport. Bases 211 to 873 code for a protein of 220 amino acids. Lineage: Eukaryota; Viridiplantae; Streptophyta; Magnoliopsida; Solanales; Solanaceae. The transcript has 5 exons.